Nerophis lumbriciformis (worm pipefish) is the source of this 1989-nucleotide messenger RNA. The record is from RefSeq and is a predicted model, not a curated record. NCBI's taxonomy places the organism in Eukaryota, Metazoa, Chordata, Actinopteri, Syngnathiformes, Syngnathidae.
AUGUCACAGAGUUUAAACCUGUGUUCCAGUGAACCGGAACCUGAAUGGCCGGACGACGUCGAGAAAAACGGUGAGCUCUUCUAUGUGGAGCAAAGUGAGGAAGCAUCCUGGCCUCGAAGAGAUGUUUGGAAGGCCUCCAAAAUCCCCAAGUCGCAACUUGUUGACCCCAGUCCGAGUCGCCGCGCGAAGAUCUCUGCGCCUGUUGCACCUCUAGUGGGUCUGCUGGGUGAGGACGACGUCGCCCCACCGCUGAGGUCCGUCCACCAUGUCCCACAUGGACUUAUGUACCUGUCACUUAAGAUGGAUGCCACGGCACCAAAGGAAGAGGUCCAUCUGGAGGAGGAGAUCUUGUACCUGUACCCAGCGUCAGAGGCGUCUGCUCGGCUCAAAGGUGCCAGAGGGAUCUUCUUGACGCUGUGUGACAUGUUGGAAAACGUCACAGGAGGCCACGUUGUUAGUUCUACGCUGCUGCUGGACAAGCAUCUAGUGCACGUCGGCUACUGGAAGGAAGGUGACGCCCUGCUGGUUGUCGGGCUUCCUGCUGAGAGUGUACCGUUGCUGUGCCUGCAGUCGCUAAUCGGUGAAGCCGUUCAGACUUUAAGAGUCAUGUUCGGAUCCUUGCGCAAGGCCUUCUGCAAGGCAGAACACAAGCCACAGCUGGACCAGUUCUUCUGCUUGUUCUUCCAGCGGGUAAUCCAGCCUGCCAUCCAACGAGAAAACGCACACUUGGAACCGCCCUGCGACGUCUUCGGGAACGUCUUCCUUGACGGGCUGCCGGCUGUGCGGUGGCUCACGCUACCUACAGAAGUCAAAACAGAGCUGGACUCUGUUCUCACUGACUUCGAGGCCUCUGAUUUUGGAGAAACGUCGGAGUACUUCUUCGGUCUGAGGCGUUUCUACGCAAUCCUGGGCUCUUGUCUCUUCUACAAGUCCUACCUGAUUGCCAACCAUCUUCCCAAAGACGACAUGCUUGACGUGUGUCUAUACAUGCGGAACUACUGCCUGCUGCCUGCUGAGUCCCAGCAGCGGGUGGGCCACCUGGUCAUCUGGCGGGAGCUCUUUCCCCUGCGCCCCACUCCAGGACGUCACUUCCUCCUCAUUGUGGGCCUGAGGUUCUGGGUGCAGUGUGUUCUGCUGGAGGCUGGAAGCUACGCGUCAUCUUGUUCUGCAUCUCCAGGACCUGAUUGUGUUUAUGUGGAUCAGGUGAAGGCUACACUCCAGCGAUUGGAGACCCUGAAGGAGGCUGUCGAGGAACAUCUGAGCACACGCGUCUCUCCGCGCCUGUCAUGCGCCGACUGGUUCCUGCAAGAUGGCCCGGCUUUGGGCGGCAGCUUAUUUGGAGAUAAGGCUCGAGACUAUGGGAGUGAUGCGCACGGAGACAUUACACCAGGCUCUCCAACGAGGAUCCUGGGUGGGCAUCAGGACUCUCCUGAUGCGAGUGUUGGAAUCUUCAAGGUGCCGUGGAGGAAGCACUCAAACCCGUUCCACUUGGGCACGCUGAUGAAGUCUCUGAGUAGGAAGGACUUAGGCGACAAUUCCACCUCCACUAUAACAAGCUCCGGUGCUGGCAACACCUUGUUCCACUACAUACUCAUGGAAACAGCUCAGGGAAUCUUUAUCGCACCCUCACGAACGGAGGAGGCACAGCUGGGCGGAACUGUUCAUCCUUCGCUCAUCCGCAACUUUUACCACUGCUGUCUUUCCAUUCGGGCAGCAUUCAAAGACAACAUGCAAUCUGGGGGCAAAGAAGGUCAAGAUCCUCCAAGGCCUCAGGGUUUGGGUACAGUCAAAGAGCACGGAGUCCUGUUCCACUACAGACCAGAAAAUUUGGCAGACCAGAAGAAACCAGCCCCCACUCUGACAUACUGGGUCGUAGGGCGAUUGUUGCUGGAGCCCGUUCCUCAGGAGUUCUACGUGUGUUUCCACGAGUCUGUACCGGAGGUUCCUGUGGAGAUGGCGUUCAGACUCUCCUUCGGCUUGGCUGUUUGA